UUAUGCCGGGAUGGGCCAGGGUGUAUAAAAGCGGGCUCUGCCACAUUGAGCAUCAACACAGCAGCCUCUCGGUAACCAGCCACCACUGUGCGGGACCCAGAUACAGUACAAUUCAAGAUGACAACCCAGCCAAUGGAUGUCAUGGGUCAGUGGAAGAUCACGAUGUGGGAAGAGCAGAACUUCCAAGGAAAACACUGCGAGUUUAUGCUGGAAUGUCCCAACAUCAUGGAACGUGGAUUCAACAAGAUCCGAUCCAUCAAGGUAGAAUGUGGACCCUGGGCAGGAUUCGAACACCCAGAAUUCCAGGGACAGCAGUUCAUCCUGGAGAAGGGAGACUACCCACGUUGGGACGCCUGGAGCGGAAACAGUGGCUACAGGACCGAACACCUUCUCUCCUUCCGCCCCAUCAAGAGUGCCAACCACAGCGACAGCAAGAUCUCCCUGUACGAAACCGAGAACUUCCAGGGGCGCAAGUUUGAGCUCUGCGACGACUACCCAUCCCUGCAAGCCAUGGGCUGGUGCAGCAAGGAGGUUGCCUCCAUCAAGGUCCACUCUGGAGCCUGGGUUGGAUACCAGUACCCUGGCUACAGAGGCUACCAAUACAUCUUCGAGAGGGACCGACACAAUGGUGAAUACAAGAACUACAACGAGUACAGUACUCAGGCCCACACCAACCAGAUGCAGUCCAUGCGCAGAGUCCAGCACUAGACUGUGAAGAGACCACCUACUCACUGGGGGGAUUGAAGGGAGGGGAGGGGAGGAGCGGGGCUCGGGUAAUGAUAUCAGCUGCCUGGAUAUAGAAGGAACUGUACUGAACUGAACAAUAAAGCAUCUGCAUCUUACAAAACA
Messenger RNA from Amblyraja radiata (thorny skate), 849 nucleotides. RefSeq names its product beta-crystallin A2. Lineage: Eukaryota; Metazoa; Chordata; Chondrichthyes; Rajiformes; Rajidae. Gene Ontology annotation, biological process: visual perception; lens development in camera-type eye. The record is from RefSeq and is a predicted model, not a curated record. Bases 118 to 708 code for a protein of 196 amino acids. The transcript is spliced from 5 exons. Gene Ontology annotation, molecular function: structural constituent of eye lens.